UUGGCCUUCACCUGAACAAUUAAAUCAGAUAACCCAAACAUUAAUGAUGGAUGUGUUCAACCUCGGCUGUAUUUUAUUUUAUUGCCUCACUCCAGAGCAUCCAUUUGAGAAUCAGCGGAUAUAUAUCUGCCGAGUAAUAUAAGGCAUAUGCAGCUUCUGCCUGACUUUCCAGUGUUGAAGAAUUUACUUCUUGCGAUGCUAAAACCUGCUCUUAAGGAUAGGAUCAAACCUAUGGACGUGGUCUUCCAUCCUUUGUUUUGGAGUCCCCACAGAAAGCUUGCUUUUCUUAUUCAUGCGAGCGAUUAUAUACAAGCUAAGAGACAAACGAUGACAAAGUUCUUCAUAAACAUGAGAACAACAAAAAUAAUCAACGGAAAUUGGCUCGCAAAGAUACAAAAUAAUGAAAUGCAUAAGGCAGUCAUAGGAUUGGAUGGCAAAUAUGAUUACGAUAGUGUCCUUGAGUUGGUCAGAGCGAUUAGAAAUCUAGCUAUCCACGAGGCAAACUGGAAACCAUCAUUUAAGGCAGCUUUCCGUACCCAGUAG
Messenger RNA from Prosopis cineraria, 543 nucleotides. RefSeq names its product serine/threonine-protein kinase/endoribonuclease IRE1a-like. The transcript has 3 exons. Bases 148 to 543 code for a protein of 131 amino acids. Gene Ontology annotation, molecular function: protein serine/threonine kinase activity; RNA endonuclease activity. NCBI's taxonomy places the organism in Eukaryota, Viridiplantae, Streptophyta, Magnoliopsida, Fabales, Fabaceae. The record is from RefSeq and is a predicted model, not a curated record. Gene Ontology annotation, biological process: mRNA processing; endoplasmic reticulum unfolded protein response.